GUCGGCGAACAGUGGUUCUCCCCAUGUGACAAUAUAUAGGUCAAAUAGACACCAAAGUCUGUAAUAUAUUGACAUAAUGCCAACUGAUUCAAGACGCUUAACAGGACCUGAAGAAACGAAGAGUCCAUAUGCAUAUGUUAAACAAAAGAAAAAACUUCAGGUCCUCACAGGAAAGAGACACGAUGGGCGAUCUCCAGAGACACUCCGGCCUAUAUUCCUGAAGGCAGAUGUAGUGAGUCAGGCGAGGGGGUCAGCCUACAUAGAACAGGACAACACCAAGGUCAUGUGUGCAGUGUAUGGUCCUAGGGAAGUGGGACGUAAGGAGGACUUCAGUAUGAAAGGUAUCAUCAACUGUGUGUUUAAGUACGCCACAUUCUCGUGUCGAUACCGGCGCUCAUACCAACAGGACAGCGAGGAGAAGGAUAUGUCUGUACAGCUAUUGGAUGCCCUGGAACCAGCCGUGUGUAUGCACAAAUUUCCCAAAGCUCAAGUGGAUAUAUAUGUAACAGUUCUACAGAAUGAUGGUUCAGCAUUGGCAGCAGCAAUAACGUGUGCUUCUGUAGCCUUGGCCAAUGCUGGAGUCGACAUGUACGACCUUGUGGCGGGGUGUUCUGUGAGAAUUGCUGACAAUCUUGUUCUUGUGGACCCCACAGAGAGUGAGGAAUAUAAAUCUCAGGAUGACAACCCAGUGAACCAUGGAAGUGUGACUCUGGGUUACAUGCCAUCCCUCUAUCAGGUCUCGGCCAUCACCUCCAAGGGAGAAAUCGAGUUUGAGGUCAUCAAGAAGGCAAUCAACCUGUGUGGUAACACCUCUCAGACUCUCUACCCUGUACUCCAGAAGUGUCUCAAUAACUCGGUAACUGAUAAACUACACACGAAGAGAAAUAACAGUAUACAAACGUGAUACUAUACUGAACAGUGCUAUUAUAAGAUUAGAAAACGUGCCUAUCUGAUGUGAGGAACAGUGUGACAGCAGUGUCGGCCUUAUCAGUGCGAUUUAACCUCGCUAAUGUGAGUGACAAUCUGCCAGCAGUGACGAUCCAGUCAGUGUGAUUUUGCCUAACUGUUGUGAGGGACAGUCUGAUUUGGCCUGAAUGUUGUAAGGGACGGUCUGACAGUAGUGAUGACCUAAUCGUUGUGAUUUUGUCUAACUGAUGUGCGGGUCAGUUUGCCAGCAGUGACGACUUUUCCAGAGUGAUUUUGCCUAACUGUUGUGAGGGACAGUCCUGUUUAACCUAACUGUUGUGAGGGACAGUCUGACAGCAGUGAUGAUCUUAGCUUAAAUGAUGUGAGGUCAGUUUGUCAGCAUUGACAACCUUAUCAGUGUUGUUUAGCCUAAUUUAUGUGUGGGACAAUCAGACUUAGCCUAACUGAUGUGAGGAAAAACAUGACAGCAGUGACGAUCCAGUCAGUGUGAUUCAGCCUAACUGAUGUGAGGUACAGUCUGCCAGCAGUGACGACCUAAUCCUUGUGAUUUUGCCUAACUGAUGUGAUGAGACAGUGUGACAGCAGUGAGGUUUAUAUGAGGGACAAUCUGACAGCAGUGAUGAUCAUAUUGUGUUUUUUUGCCUAACUGAUGUGAGGGACAUUCCUGCAGCAGGGAUGCUCUGAUCAGUGAUAUGCCUAUACACGGUGAGGUCUGAGUUACAUCUACUAAGCUUUGUCAUUCCCACUUUAAGAUUUUCAGUAUGCCAAAUUUUAUAGAUAUAAUGUGUGUCAUUCUCACUUACUCCGAUCAUCAGUAUUCUAAGUUUUACAGAUCUAAUGUGUGUCACUGUUGCCGUCUUCUGACCAUGAAUAAGUUUUACAGAUGAAAUGGUCGCCAUUUUUACUGUGUAGGAACCAGAUCACAUGUCAUAACCAUGAUCAUAUAAAUAUAAUCAUAGUGCUACAGUACAGCCGAAUGUUAUUGUAUCUGUCCAGGAUUUCUUGGGGAAAAAAAUUAAUCUCAGACUUUACCUUUUCUCAGAAUAUUUUUUAUGCCGUAAACAUUUGGUUUACAGUAAACCCCAUUUCCUCCAAUUUGGUUUAUUCGAAUACCCCUCAUUCGUCGAUUAGUUUGUUUGGUCCCGACUAAGAUCGUACAUAUAUAUUCUUUGUAAAGUAACCCCAGAUUAGUUUGUUUGGUCCCGACUAAGAUCGUACAUAUACAUUCUUUGUAAAGUAACCCCAGAUUAGUUGAACCGUUAUUCCUUGAAUACUCUGUAUUCCUCGAACAAGAUUUUGCCCCUGACUCUUAAUGGUCAUAUAUGUGACUUGAGGCACAGGCUGCGGUCAACGCUCAUUGUGCUUAUACAAGUGUCGGAUGGACGUCAUAUAAUUGGAGGUUUAAAUUUAACGGCAAUAUAAUUAAGUAACUGUACCGGUACCCUGUUGUAACUGCAUUAUCAUUUUGUGCGCAUAUUCAUUAUUUCCAGACGAUGUUUUGACGUAGAUGAUUUGGCGGAAGUGUUAAUUCACUGGGUGUGUAAACCAUAAUUCGGCAUGGCAAUAUUAAUUGGUAUAAUCACAAAGCAGAUUCUUGACCAACUGAAACUUGGAUACGUUGUGAUUGUUAAUUUUGUUAUCAAUCAACAGUAUGAUAUACUUUUGAUAUUUUGUAAAAUUUAGGUAGCCAAUUACAGUGUGGCAGACUAUGUCAAAACGACAAAAACAUUACACAUGCAGCUUUUUAAUCUUAUUAACUUUCUUAAUACUGGUGGCUAUAUGUUUUCAUUGUUUAAUCUUAUUAAAUGCUCUCAUCUUGAUUAAGUAUUUUUUUUCUUCUAUCAUCUACUAUCUGCAAUAUUUGCAACUUGCUUGUACUGUCUAUCUGUUGUUCCAUCUGGGAUAAAAAAAUGACUGUCGGUCGAACCUCGGAUUCGUCAAAUACCAUAUAUUCAUCGAACUGUUGACCUGGACCCAACAAGUUCGAGUUAGUGGGUUUUUACUGUAGUUACUAAUAUAACUUUGAAACCAUAUACUUUAAUCUUUUGAGACUGAUGAUCUUACAGAAUGAUAUCUCCCACUACCUCUGUAGAUUUCCUCCUGGCCGUGUCUGUGAAUUAAUCUGCUAGGCAUUAGUAAACAUUUUUGGCUACCUACUAGUGGGUAACACCCUGAACAUUAUUUCUUUGAUCAAUCUAAUUAUGACGUCAGAUAACAAUGCUUUGCGACGUGACUUUCAUUGUGACGUCGUAGUUUAUGGCAAUUGUUUCCAGAUUGAAAACAGGAAUAAUGUAUUCCCUAGAGAAAAAUUGGUUAUCUAGAUAAAAUAUUUGAAUGUUUUUGGGAGAAAGAGGUCACCAAACUUGUGAAGGUUGAUUUUCAUGUUUAUCCAACUCUCGUAAGUUAAUUUUCAAAUUGUAAAAGACACUUGGUUAACCUUGUGUCUUUAUACAAUUUGAUAUUAACUAACUCAAAUUAGAUAACAUGAUAUAAUUACAAGCAGCCAUCACUUGAAGUGGCACUUCUAUAUCAUUGUAUGAAUUUAUAACAAGCACAAUACAUAUAUCAUAACACUGGAAAAAUCAUCUUAGAAUGAAGAAAUAAAGAACUACGGUAUUAGCUUUAUUUAGAAUUUGAAAAGUAUUUCAUAAGACAUGAACAUUUUAUGGCAAAAUUUAUGCUUGGGUAAAAUAAUUAUUUUAAGAAAUGCGUUGAUGCAGCUCAAGAGACGAAUAAUGCUCAUAUUAAAUAAAAUAAAUUUAUAAAUUAGUAUCUGCAUUUCUUUUGUACAGUUCUAUAAGUUAGUACGUAUAUGAAUAUACCUAGACUUCUUUUGUAUAGUCCUUAGCUAGGUAAACCUACCAUCCAAAAAUGUUUUUAUAAUAUCUUGGAAAGUAGUUACGUAUUGCAUAUCAUCGGGCGGCUAAAAAGCUGGCAGCCAAGAUCAAUUUGACUGAUCAUAUACAAUUAUGCAAGUGUCACAAGUCCGUUUGCUGGAUAUAAUAUUACAUUUACCAUCGAAUGGCAUUGCUACUAUAUAACCCUACUAAAAGCCAGUUGGCAUUUUUAUAGACUAUGUCAUGGAUGAAUUGUUGACGUCACCAUUAUUAUGACCUCAUAAUCGUUACAUUGGAUACCAGUAUACGUAGCCCUCCCUGGGCGAUUGCUAUUCUAUUCACUGAACAAGCAUACACGACGCAUUUACAUCAUUUGAACUAAUUGCUGAAUAAAAAUAAGUGCAAUUGAAUUUUCUAUGACAUGAAUAAUUUAUAAAAUGGUAAAUAUAAGCAUUUAACUGCAAAUGCAAUGAUGCGCGCUAGCACUCCAUGUUGGAUUUGGCUUUGUGUAGUUGGCACGUUUUCAAAAUAUGAGUACAUGGUAAUAAAACUUAAAGUGACGUUGCGUGGGCCCCUGGGUCCCAGGGUUAUAUUUGUAACAUAGUGGAAAAUGCAAUAUUGAAACAAAUUCUACUUCCUGCCUCCCCUGCUGUUUAGGGAAAGAAGGCUAGUAGUAAAAAAAAUAAAAACAUAUCUGCAGUAAAAUAAAAAAAAUAAAAAAUCUGUUUGUUUUUUAGCGGUUUUCUCUAUCUCUUGUAAGAAACCAUUUCUGUGUGCAAUUUUAGAACUUUCCUCUAUAUAUUGUAUGAAUUGAUUUCCUCAUGAAGCCCCAAAAAUGGCUGUUAAGGGAAAGAAGGCCAGUAGUAAAAAAAAA
Mizuhopecten yessoensis (Yesso scallop) is the source of this 4638-nucleotide messenger RNA. RefSeq names its product exosome complex component MTR3-like. The record is from RefSeq and is a predicted model, not a curated record. The transcript is spliced from 9 exons. The coding region runs from base 77 to 904 and encodes 275 amino acids. Lineage: Eukaryota; Metazoa; Mollusca; Bivalvia; Pectinida; Pectinidae. Gene Ontology annotation, biological process: nuclear mRNA surveillance; poly(A)-dependent snoRNA 3'-end processing; U4 snRNA 3'-end processing. Gene Ontology annotation, cellular component: nuclear exosome (RNase complex); nucleolus; cytoplasmic exosome (RNase complex).